GAUCAAACUUUUCUCUGAAGUUUGAAUUUUGACGGUGGUGGCGGCCGCUCGUUUGAGUCUUUGUUUGGAUUUUACUUGUAGCGGGAAUGGCGACGCCAACAACGGCCGUCUCUAGGCUCCACAUGGGGAAACGUCUGCGGGAAAGUGAAAUUUUGGCUUCUUCCCUGGUUAAUAGUGUGAAUCAAGCACUGGGAAAGCUACUAGAUUUAUGGAAUGCAAUGGGAAUUAGCAAAGAGCUGCAGCUUGAACGCAUGGAGGCUGCAAAGUUGCACAUUGAGACGCUAUUGAAUGAAAUGAUUGAUGAAGAAAGCAGUUUGAAAAACAAAAUUGAAAAUGACAUUGAAAUUCAGAAAAAUCAACUGAAUGUACUCAGAUACCAACUUGGUCUGGAUCCUUACAAGGUUGAUGAUGGCUUAACUAUCCUUCAAUUAGAGAAGGAAUAUCGGCUGGCAUUAGACAAUGCUCUUAAAGAAAAAGAGGAGAGGCUGGAGAAGUUGACUCAGCUACAGCGAGAAGAUCAGGCAUUAUGUACAGAGCUUUGUGUAGUCCCUUACUACAUCCCUACUGGCAGUAUUCCAAAUAGCACAGAGCUGGAAGAAAUAAAAGAACAUAUAACAAAUCUUCUGAAAGUAAAGGAACAAAGAUUAGAAGAGUUUCAUAAACUGAGAAGAGAAAUCAGACUAUAUAGUAAAGAAAUUGGACACACACCUGAUGGGACACUGGAAAAUAAUAUAUUAUGUGAUGAUGAAGAAGAAGGAUAUAUUUGUCUUACAAAAAAGUAUCUUGAAGAUCUUCAGCAGUUUGUCAAUCAGUUGCAGAAGAAGAAGUCAUCUCUAAUGGCCACCAAGGACGUCCUGAUGAAACAAGUUCAGCUUCUAUGGGACAGACUUCAGUGGCCACAAGAAAAGCAAGAAAGGUUCACGAAAAUGACCAACCAGUGUUCCAUCUGUGAAGCCACGAAUAUGUGGGAAGAAGAAUUACAAACACUGGAAGAGGUGAAGAAGGAGAAAGUUAAAGAAAUUAUUUUGAAAGUCAGGCAAGAUCUUGAGAGCUAUUGGCAGAAAUGCUUUUAUUCCGAUGAACAAAAAGCUGCGUUUCAGCCCUUAUAUGAUGACAAUUUCUCAGAAGAAUUGUUGUAUCAUCAUGAUGAAGAAUUGAUCAAAAUAAAAGAGAUUUAUGAGGAAGCCAUGUCUCUUUAUGACGGUGUUCAUAAAUGGGAGGCUACUCUGGAUCGCUUCAUUGAACUGGAGAAAAAAUCAACAGAUCCAAGCAGGCUCCUAAACAGAGGGGGUAAUCUGCUCAAAGAUGAACGCGAAAGAUCGAAGAUUCAAAAGCAGUUGUCAAAGUUAGGAGAAGAAUUGAAGGAAAAAAUUGAAAAUUGGGAGAAGGAGCAUAAUUCAGAUUUUCUAAUUAGAAGCCAGAGGUUUCUUGAUUACAUGACCCAACAGCUGCAGCAUUAUAAACUUAAAAAAGAUCAGCCCAAAACAUCAGUGAAGCGGGAGGAAUAUACAACUCCAAAAGGAGCUAUGAAAAGAUCUGCCCAUGUGAAUACUCCAACUACAAACAAGAUACGCAAAGUAGCCUCAAACCUAACUGUACUUAAAACAUCCAGUUGCAGUAACAUAACAACCAAUUUUGCUGUUCCUAGUAAGCAGCCAUUUCAAAACAAAACUCCUUCCAAAAGCACACCUCUAUAUUCCCUGCACCAACCAUCAUUAGAAGAGUGCAAGAAAAGCAAAUCUGCCAGCCAACCUAGUUAUUCAGAUUUUCUGAAGGAACUUGCAGUUAAAUCAACCAUCAACAACAGGAUUUUGAAUUCCACGCUCAAAGAGAAUGUGGAGGGAUGAGCCCUACUUGAAUUCUUCUCUUAUAAAGCUCAUCAAGUCAAUGGGAACUGUAACUAUAUAAUGAAUGAACACUCCAUAAUUACAUAAUAAGAUACCAAUUGGUCACCUUUUUGUAACAGUCACUAUUUCAUUCUGGUUAUAUGUAUAUAAAAUGUCAGAAUACUAAUAUAAUAAAUGCUAUUUUUAUGGAAGAACGACUUUAGCAAACAGUAAACUUAAAAAGUUUUCCUUAUAUAUCUUCAAUGCAGAGUAAACGUACCAAAUGAGGGGUGUAUGAUUAAAGGAACAAUUAUGUACAAGUUGAAGAAGUGUGAUAAAAAGCAUGUGUACUGUACAGUAUUAGAAAACCCUUGUUUUAUUUAAGAGAAUGUAAUAUAUGAAAGUCAAGUUAUCCAUUGAUAUGUUUUCCUGUUUUCAUGAUUGACAUUUUACUAUUACAAAAUAAGUGUUUUAUGUAAAUGUAAAAAAAAUAAAAAAGUUUUAAUUCAACUAUUUUGAAAAACAAGGGUUUUUUAAAAAAGGGAGCUGCUUCCUCUGAUAAUGUUUAUAUAGUAGUAAUAUAUGCUGUGUUGGAAUGCAUUGGAGGCAUUUCCCCUCAAACCAUCAGAAUAUUUUGCCACAGGAAUUUGGGAGGUACCCAUGGUAAUGCUGGCUAUUCAUCAAGCAAUAGUAUGUACUUAAUAAUAACGUUAAUUUCUGAGAUGGCUUUGAUAAAAUGGCUUUUUUGUCACAUUUUUUUAAAUUAUAUUAUUUAUACAU
Thamnophis elegans (Western terrestrial garter snake) is the source of this 2606-nucleotide messenger RNA. RefSeq names its product protein regulator of cytokinesis 1-like. Bases 87 to 1847 code for a protein of 586 amino acids. Lineage: Eukaryota; Metazoa; Chordata; Lepidosauria; Squamata; Natricidae. The record is from RefSeq and is a predicted model, not a curated record. Gene Ontology annotation, molecular function: microtubule binding. The transcript is spliced from 14 exons. Gene Ontology annotation, biological process: microtubule cytoskeleton organization; mitotic spindle midzone assembly. Gene Ontology annotation, cellular component: cytoplasm; spindle; mitotic spindle midzone.